Suillus discolor is the source of this 1168-nucleotide messenger RNA. RefSeq names its product phosphatidic acid phosphatase type 2/haloperoxidase. The record is from RefSeq and is a predicted model, not a curated record. Bases 66 to 1061 code for a protein of 331 amino acids. Gene Ontology annotation, biological process: phospholipid metabolic process. The transcript has 11 exons. Lineage: Eukaryota; Fungi; Basidiomycota; Agaricomycetes; Boletales; Suillaceae. Gene Ontology annotation, molecular function: phosphatidate phosphatase activity.
CAACACAUGUACAGAGCACGACCUGAAAAGACCUGAAGUGUACAUACGCGAAUAACUUUACUCCCAUGAAGCAGCCGACGGACUAUACCUUUGCAACUCUCACUGAUACUCUGGAGUCAAAUCCUGUCAUUCCAAACACCAUGAGCCAAGAGCACCGUGGACUACAUCCAGGUCUACGGCGAUUUAUGAUAUCAUAUGCCCCCGACUGGAUCAUAUCUGGUUCGCUUUGGGCAAUCUCUUGGGUCAUCGACAACCACAUCCAAGUAUCUGGGUUCAAGAGGCACUUCUCGUUAUCUGAUGUCUCAUUACGAUAUCCCUAUGCUGUUAAUGAACGCGUCGGGACAACGGCUCUUGGCUUCAUCUCUUAUGGCGUCCCAUUCGUGGUUCAGUGCCUUGUCAAUUUUUUGACAGUCCAGUCAUGGUGGGAUUUCCACCACAGCACUCUGGGAUUGACCCUCUCUCUGUCGAUGACAAGGAUCAUUACACAAUUUGUCAAAGUCACGGUUGGACGACCCCGGCCAGAUUUAAUUUCGCGCUGUCAGCCUACGACGGGCUCUGCAGAUCCUAUUUGGGGCCUAUCUACUGUAGAUAUAUGUACGCAGACGGUAUCGAGGAUACUCGAAGAUGGAUGGAGAAGUUUCCCCAGCGGUCAUUCCAGCAUGUCCUUUGCAGGCCUCGGAUUCCUCGCCUUGUACUUGGCCGGUAAACUGCAUCUAUUUGACACCCGGGGAUACGUCUUUAAAGCGUGGAUAUCUAUCACUCCCCUUGCCGGUGCAUUGUUCGUGGCAGUUUCGCGCACUAUGGACUAUCGUCACCACUGGCAGGACGUUGUGACUGGAUCUUCUCUUGGAUUUCUCCUUGCAUAUUUUUCGUACAGGCAGUAUUACCCUCACCCAGCAUCGGCAGAUGCACAUUUACCAUACGCUACCCGGUUCGAAGAUACCAAGAGUGUUGAAUUGGGUGGAAUCAGCGGAGCUGCGGAACCGUUGCUAAACAGCUAUGAUGAAGAUGACGAAGUGGUCAGCACGAGACGUAAUCCGAGGACUGGGAUUCGACGAUAAGCUUCGUUACAGUAUUUUAUUCUUGUACGUAAUUUUGCGCACUAGACAUCCUGGGCCAAAUUUACUGUUUAUCUGAAUUUCGAAAUAUUAGCACCUUACAAACUGUU